Molecule: messenger RNA, 712 nt
Organism: Raphanus sativus (radish)
Lineage: Eukaryota; Viridiplantae; Streptophyta; Magnoliopsida; Brassicales; Brassicaceae
Product: ferredoxin, leaf L-A
Exons: 1
Coding region: 71-514 (147 amino acids)
Biological process (GO): electron transport chain
Cellular component (GO): chloroplast
Molecular function (GO): electron transfer activity; 2 iron, 2 sulfur cluster binding
Source: RefSeq, a predicted model, not a curated record
ACCACUCUCAUGCCAUUUCAACAAAGCAACACAAAUCAGAAGAAGAGUGUCAUCAUCUUUCUUUCAGACAAUGGCUUCCACUGCUCUCUCCAGCGCCAUCGUAAGCACAUCAUUCCUCCGCCGCAAGCAGACACCAACCAGCCUCAGAUCUCUCCCGGCGGGCAACACACAAUCCCUCUUCGGCCUCAAAUCCUCCUCCUUCACCGCUCGCGUCACAGCCAUGGCUGCCUACAAGGUCAAGUUCAUCACACCUGAUGGAGAUAAGGAAGUGGAGUGCGACGAAAGCGAAUACGUCCUCGACGCGGCGGAGGAGUCAGGAAUCGAUUUGCCGUACUCGUGCCGUGCGGGAGCCUGCUCGAGCUGCGCCGGGAAAGUAGUCUCCGGCUCGGUUGACCAGUCGGACCAGAGCUUCUUAGACGAUGACCAGGUCGCCGAUGGGUUUGUUCUCACGUGCAUCGCUCGUCCAACUUCUGAUGUCGUUAUUCGAACCCACCAAGAAGAAGCCAUGGCUUAAAUAACUCAAAAAGUAUUUCACUUUCUAUCGUAUCAUCACACUAGAGAGAAUAUGUUGAUGAUGUAAUAAGAAAGAAUAAGACUCAUGUCAAUUCUUUUUCGAUACUCUGUUUCAGUGUUACAGUAUUUUAACGUGGAUGUCAAGUAAUUACAACUUAAGGAAAGCUUCAAUCACACCAUUAUAAAUUUAUAUUCUUCA